AUGCUGAGCAUAUUUUUUAUACUGUUGCCGCUUAUUGGUGCUAUGGAAGCCGAGACCACUACUACUGAAUAUGGUUCACUUUUCAAUCGCCAGGGAUUACUAGCCUUCAAAUACGAACCAACUUUGGCAGUUAAGAUGCUUGGUCUUGGCCUCGGCUCAAUAAACAAGGACAAGGACUGCUUUGAUGCAAUCGCAACAGAAACUAAAUUGCAGAUUGAGAAGAUCGCCGGCGAAACAAAGCAGCUGUGGCCUUGGUGGACCACUCAUAUCGGCGUUCUCAAAGUCGCCGCCAACGACUUGCAAGCGAUCGUUUUCUGGUUUUCCGGUCCGGAAGCUUCAGCCGAUGAAAAGGCAAUAUUUGAACUACAGCGUCAGGAGCUGGUUCCCUUCGGGAUUAAACACUGUGGCCACGAAGUGUUAGUCGGAAAGCGGCUGUUGGAUGCAUUUAAUACGAUCAAGGAGUAUGUUAGCGGCGUUCUGGUGAAACUAACUGAAAACGCGCGCGACCAUUUGGUGUUCCAAGGCCAUUCGCUAGGCGGUUGCCUGGCUCAAAUGUUUUCUCUAUGGGCUCAAGAGCAGAAUCUUUGGUUGCCUGGACGUCAUUUCGCUGAUGCUGUGAAAAAGGCAAACCGAGUGAUCGGACGGGUUUACCAGCCACCAGAUGCAUUUAUGAACUACCCGCAGGCAGCGCAUGUCACCUACAACGAUGGGGUCCCUCAACCGGCAAUUGGCUUUCAUCACGCUGGUGGAGUGGCGCUAGUGUACGUCCAGAAUAGG
Messenger RNA from Mesorhabditis spiculigera, 777 nucleotides. The record is from the annotation of a GenBank genome assembly. NCBI's taxonomy places the organism in Eukaryota, Metazoa, Nematoda, Chromadorea, Rhabditida, Rhabditidae.